UCCUCCAACCAAAUCCUGCCGAGCCGAGCUGAUCCGAGCGGAGCAUUUGGCCGCGUCGCCCCGCACAGACAGAGGCAGCGGAGGGGAAGAUGAGCGGGUAGAGCCGCCGUCCUCCGUCCCUUACUGAGCCACAUUCGCGCUAAAAUCUCCCGCAGACACGAUGGUCUCCAUCAGGACCGAGGAUUUCUCCUUCCAGCUGAUCCUUCUCAGCAUUAUAGUGGUGACAGCAGAGCCGCUGGUCCGAGGCCCGAGGAAACUCCCCGAAGAUAUCGACUGGUCGUACUCAGGUGCCCUGAAUCAGCGCAACUGGGGUAAGAAGUACCCGUCUUGUAGAAGCGCCAGGCAGUCUCCUGUGGACAUCGACGAGACCUUUACCCAGGUCCGUGUGCAGUACCAGAAUCUGCAGCUGGACGGGUGGGACGCGCUGACGGCGGGGUCCAGCACCGUCCACAACAACGGGAAGACUGUGUCCAUCAGUGUGGAAGGGGACUUCUUUGUGAGCGGAGGCGGGCUGAGCUCCAGGUUCCGAGUCGGUACAAUCAGCUUCCACUGGGGGCGCUGCAAUGCAUCAUCAGAUGGGUCUGAACACAGCCUGAACGGGAUGAAAUAUCCUCUGGAGAUGCAGAUCUACUGCUACGAUCCAGCCUUCCUCAGUCUGGAGGAUGCUGUGAGGAAAGGAGGCAGGAUGGCUGCGCUGGCCGUGCUCUUUGAAAUCAGCUUGGAUGACAACGAGAAGUUCAGUCCUGUUAUCGAGGCCGUCAACACUGUCAGCAGGUUUGGUAAGAGCGGCUCGAUUGAAGCCUUCACCCUGCGGUCCUUGCUGCCUAAUAACACGGAUAAAUAUUACAUCUACAACGGUUCACUAACGGCACCGCCAUGCUCGGAAACAGUGGAAUGGAUCCUCUUCAAACAGCCUGUGGCCAUAUCAGAAACACAGCUGGAGGUCUUUUGUGACGUGAUGACCAUGGAGCAGGCUGGAUAUGUGAUCCUGACCGAUUACCUGCAGAACAACUUCCGGGAGCAGCAGCAGUUCAUGGGUCAGGUGUUCGCCUCGUACACCGGCGUGGAGGACGUGCUCACACCCACCUGCAGCUCGGAGCCGGAGAACGUUCAGGCCGAUGCCCAGAACGACACAACCAUCGUGGUGAUGUGGGAGCGUCCCCGCGUGGUCUACGACACCACCAUCGACUGGUACACCGUCACCUACCAGAGGCUCCAGGGCCGCGAGCAGAGCAGGCAGGAGUACAGGACGGACGGGGAUCAGGACGUGGGUGCCUUCAUCCCCGGCCUGCUGGCCAACAGCAGCUACGUCGUUCAGGUGGUCGCUGUCUGCACCAAUGGACUCAGAGGGCGGUGGAGUGACCAGAUUAUAGUGGACAUGCCAUUAGAAGACCCCGAAAGUGAUUCUGAUUCUGACGCUGUCUCCGAAGGUCUGGAAGGCAACAGAGAGGUUCAAUCUAAAGCCAAAUCAGCGCCGCCAGAGACCCAGAAUCCGGCGGAGGACCACAGCCCGGUGGAGGAGAUCCCGGUGGAGCAGACCCGAGUGUACCAGAACCUCCCGGUGCAGGUCACCCCCCGCCCACCCCCAGAUAAUCCCUCUGAGUCCACCCUGCAACGAAAAACUCAAAUCAAGCCGAUUGUGAGAAAGAAGCCGAGCCGGGCCAGCCCUGAACCCGAUGCCAUGGAUCAGAACUGGAUCUACGAGGACAGCGAUGUUCCGUUACACAAUCCGCUCACUAAUCCAAGUUUUGAUGGCAACGGGGCAAUAUGGGUAGGCGAGGUAACUGAACAGCCGGGCUUCCUGUUUCCAGUUGCCCGGGCAACCACACCGCCAACAGUUCGGAAACAGAUCACAGAAGAGGCCUCGUUGUCGGUGACGCCACAUCAGGUAGGGGAUCAAGGUCCGACAGACCAAGCAGCAGAAAAUGGCGUCCCUUCCCCCUCGUCGGACCUCUACACCCCUCCUGUGGAGGACAUCACCGAUAUCUUCUAUGAAGACACAGUCAACAACUCCCCAGGAGGAACCAACAGCUCUGCUGCUGCUGUGUUGCCAGCUCACACCGUGGUCAAAGUCUCGCUGCCGUCCUCUGAAGACAGCCGCACCCCCGUUAGCGAACCUCGCCCACAAACCAGCACCUCCGUGUCCUCCGCCCCCCCGCCACUAUGGAUCACAGGACGGGUGGCGACCCCCAGCAACACGCUGGCUGAGUCCCUCUACAAGUCCUUCACCACCUCCUCCCUCCUCAGGGGGCUCGUGCACACAACCCAGCCCAUGUUGAAUGAGGGCAGCAACAGCAGCCACGAGUCUCGGGUGGGGCUGGUCGGAGGUUUGGAGAGGGAGAAGAGGACUGUCGUUCCGCUGGCCGUCGUCUCCACUCUCACCAUCCUCUGUCUGCUGGUACUGACGGGCAUACUCGUCUACUGGAGAAACUGUUUCCAGGUGGCUAAUUUCUACCCAGAUGACAGUGCAUCACCUAAAGUCAUAUCAGUUCCAUCUACACCCCUGCUGCUGGCCACAGACGGUCACGAGCCACUGACAGUGAAGCAGUUUGUGAAGCACGUCAUGGAGCUGCACACCACCAACACUUUCUCCAAGGAGUUUGAGAUUGUCAAAGAAUCCUAUGAGGAGGUGCAGGCGUGCACUGUGGACAUGGGCAUCACUGCAGACAGCUCCAAUCACCCCGACAACAAGAGCAAGAACAGAUACAUCAACAUCCUGGCCUAUGACCACAGUAGAGUCAAGCUCUCCGGCAGUUUAGACAGAGACGCCAGAUGUGGAGACUACAUCAACGCUAACUUUGUGGACGGUUACGAGCGGACGAGGGCCUACAUCGCAGCUCAGGGGCCCCUCAGAGCGAGCAGGGAAGACUUCUGGAGGAUGAUCUGGCAGCAGAACGUCGGCGUUAUCGUCAUGAUCACCAACCUCAAGGAGAAAGGACGGACAAAAUGUGAGCAGUACUGGCCCGAGGAGAACCAGGAGGAAUACGGCGCAUACCAGGUGACCCUGAAGAGCAUCAACGCCCUGGCUUACUACACUCUGCGGACGUUCUCUGUCAGAGACACCACAAAUAAGGCUCCUCAGAAGAGAGUUGAACACACAGUCCUACAUUACCACUACACCCAGUGGCCAGACAUGGGCGUCCCAGAAUACACUCUGCCUCUGCUGUCCUUCAUCAGAGCGUCCUCCAGGGCGCGGACGCAGGAGAUGGGACCCGUCCUCAUACACUGCAGUGCGGGUGUAGGGCGGACAGGAACCUACAUAGUGAUUGACAGCAUGCUGCAGCAGAUCCAGGAGCAGGGCACUGUGAACGUUCUCGGUUUCCUGAAACACGUUCGGACGCAGAGGAACUUCCUGGUUCAGACGGAGGAGCAGUACGUUUUCAUCCAUGACGCUCUGGUGGAGGCCGUCAUGAGCCGUGGCACCUUGGUGACCUCUGACCUCCUUCACACUUACGUGUCUGACCUCCUGACCCCCGGGGCAUCGGGCAGGACACGCAUGGACAAACAGUUCAAGUUGAUCAGCCAGCGCCAGGCGAAGCACGCAGACUACAGCACCGCCCUGAGAGACGGCAACGCUGAGAGGAACAGAGCCCGGGCCCUGAUGCCUGUGGAGCGAUCGAGAGUGUGUCUGAGCGCUUCAGAGUCAAACUCCACCGGCUACAUCAACGCCUCCUACGUCUUGGGACAUCACCACAGUAAGGAGUUCAUGGUGAGCCAGACUCCUCUGGACAGCACGGUGGCAGACUUCUGGAGACUGAUCUGGGAACACGACACACACACUGUUGUCGGUCUGCCAGACACACACUGCCAGAGUGAAGAGGGCGGUUCUUGUGUUUACUGGCCCAGUAAAGACCAGCCAAUGAGCUUUGAGGGGUUAAUUGUGUCAUUUUCGGGGGAGGAGCAUGUGUGCCUGUCCAAUGACGAGAGACUUCUGGUGCAGGACUUUACGCUGGAAUCCCAACAGGACCACCAUGUGUUGGAGGUGCGUCAGUACAGCGCCCCCUGCUGGCCAAACCCUGACAGUCCAAUCAGCAACGGCUUUGAUGUGAUCCGUACAGUCAGAGAGCACAGCAGACUGUCGGACAGCCCCACACUCGUACACGACCCGUUGGGCGGAGCGACAUCAGGGCUGUUCUGUGCCCUCACCUCUCUGUGCAGUCAGCUGGAGGAAGACGGAGCGGUGGAUGUUUACCAGGUGGCACGGAUGACCAACCUCAUGAGGCCUGGGGUGUUUAAUGAUAUAGAGCAGUACCAGUAUCUGUACCGCGCCGUGCUGAGCCUGGUGAGCAGCCAGGAGGACCAGAGAGCGCUGCAGAGUCCAGAGACCAACGGCUCCGUGCCGCUGGGUCAGAACAACGUCGCUGAGAGCCUGGAGUCACUCAUGUAGACACACAACACACAACACACAACACACGCACACGCACGCACGCACGCACUCACUCACACACACACACACACACACACACACACACACACACACACACACACAGCUCAUUUCUGAUGUGGCGCCUCUUUUAAAACCAGAAAAAGUGCCACUUUCCAGUAAAACGGUGAUUAUAAAGGACUUCCCGUUUGUUCAAUAACUACUGGAGUGAUUCAUGGUUAACAGAUCCUUUACUAAUGCUCUAUAGAUCAGUUAGUUUGUGUUGCCAGGUUGAGAAAGCUCCCCUAAAAUCGAUUUAGUACAAUUAUAACUGAAUUGUUCCCGUGUUAUUAGACAGCAAAAACAUAACGAACAUUUAUUGAUGAAUUGGCAAUAUUUAGAAGCAUAUAACUGAUCUAUAAAGCAUUAAUAAAGUGUCUUAUAAGCAUAAAUAAAUCCAUUAGUUAGACUACACAUAAACAAAUGUGAUUAAAAAAUAUAAUAUAAGAUAUUUUUCUUAACGAUGAAGAGUCAGCUACAGUUACACUUAAACUAAAUGUACAACUUCUGCAGCAUUGUUUAGAUUUAGUUUUUGUUCCUAUACUCAAGGCAAAACUCAAAUGUAUACAAAUGAAACAAGAUUACUUUAAUUUAAAAAAAAAGGGAACGUACAUUUUCCUAAGCCCUUGAUUUCUUAUACAUUGUAUGCAGUGCACAACAUUAACCAGCAGAUUUUGGGGCUCAAUCUACCACUUCUCCGUAUUUAGAGUCAUAUUUGACCUCUUCAGGCCUCACUAGUGACAUUGAUUAUUUGACGUAAAGGUGUUUACCGCUGUUACACUGGCUCAAUGGACUCUGAUACCCCGUGCCUUUUCUAAUUCAUCCUAUCGUACUCAAACCAAGCCUGUUUUGAUACAACUGUGUGACUAAUAUGCCAAAAUAAUGACCUGUGAUUUUUUUCUACUUUAUUCAAGUAUUUUGCGCAUGUUGCUCUGUAUGUAAAGGUCUGAGAGGAGAUUAAAAGGCAUCGGAUAUUUUGUAAAAGAUGCAAGUUGUCCCCAUUAGCCUGAUGGCUUAUAUAUGCGGGGAUAAGAAGUAACAGUUUUUCGUAAGGAAUUGAAUCCAUAGGUUUUAAUAAAGGGCAGAACAUGUUUAAACCUCCGAAAUCUCUCCUGCAGCACAAGAAUCAAUCAUUAGAAUCAGCGAGAAUCAAAUCAGUGCAUCACUCAGCCGAGACAAAAGCCGUGUUUCCAUUGAUUGAUUGAUUGAUUGAAAAGUUUAUUAACAGCUUGUAUAUUGGGUACAGUACAGUACAGCUCAAAACAUACAAUUGUUAAGGGGAUGCAGACCAGAGAAAGACUUUCGUCUUGUUUACAUCAGGGUCCCCCAUUUCCAAUUCAUCAUAUCAUUUAAGACAUAUAAGACAUAUUUGACAUACA
Messenger RNA from Trematomus bernacchii (emerald rockcod), 5802 nucleotides. RefSeq names its product protein tyrosine phosphatase receptor type Z1b (gene ptprz1b). Gene Ontology annotation, molecular function: protein tyrosine phosphatase activity; protein binding. Gene Ontology annotation, biological process: peptidyl-tyrosine dephosphorylation. The transcript is spliced from 32 exons. The record is from RefSeq and is a predicted model, not a curated record. NCBI's taxonomy places the organism in Eukaryota, Metazoa, Chordata, Actinopteri, Perciformes, Nototheniidae. Bases 161 to 4387 code for a protein of 1408 amino acids.